Aureobasidium subglaciale EXF-2481 is the source of this 3963-nucleotide messenger RNA. RefSeq lists its product as uncharacterized. Lineage: Eukaryota; Fungi; Ascomycota; Dothideomycetes; Dothideales; Saccotheciaceae. Gene Ontology annotation, biological process: endosomal vesicle fusion; autophagy; vesicle-mediated transport. Gene Ontology annotation, cellular component: cytoplasm; fungal-type vacuole membrane. The transcript is spliced from 2 exons. Bases 59 to 3466 code for a protein of 1135 amino acids. The record is from RefSeq and is a predicted model, not a curated record.
GAUAGCCGCAUGUCGAGACAAAGAUGCUGUACUAAGGACAACCGCGUCAUGAAGGAGCAUGGAAGCCGCAGCUAAUGAUGGCGCAUAUGUGUUGCGCGACUUGAUGCGCAAUGCCCCACUCUCGCCCGACGGAGAAGACGAACACGAUGUCUACAUAACAUGCGUCGAUGCCUGGGAUGGCAAUUUGUACAUCGGGACUUCUGCAGGGGAAAUACUCCACUUUGUCUCCAUAGCCUCGCCCGACUCGGACCAACCUACGUAUAUCCUCGCUUCCCGCCUACAGCCCGAGCACUCGACCAGGCAGAGUGAUGCGCCACCACUCGUCGAGCAAAUACUCUUGCUACCUUCUGUCGGCAAAGCUUGCGUCUUAUGUCAUGGCACUUUGACCUUCUACACAUUACCUGAGCUCAGUCCGGCAUUUGGCGGAAAGAUCAAGCAGAAUGACUGCACAUGGGUCGGAGGUCUCGAUCGUGAUCUGGACGGCCAGGAAUUGGACUCGGCCGAUGGUUGCAUCAUUGUCAUUUGCCUGAGAGGGAAAUUGCGUGUCAUCCGGAUCAUGCAACAGGGCUCUCCUCGCAGGAUUAGGGAUAUCGAGCUUGGAAACUGCCUGGACAUACAGCGUAGAGCAGACCUUGCUUGUGUCGCCGACGGAACAUCAUAUGCCUUGCUGGAUAUCAUCAAUCAGCGCAAGAUUGACCUUUUCCCCAUCUCAUCCUCGGACCAUCCUCCCUCUGGCCGUCAAAGCCCAGACGUCGAGCCCCCUCCGAUACAACGUCCUCCCUCACGUAGCUUCUCGGCCACUAGUCCUGUCCGCAGACCUGAUCUACGUGCUCAGGAUAGAGUCUCUAGUGUAGGAGGUGCUCCUCAGACUCCUGGUCGUCAAACUCCUGAUCGUCUGCAUCCCAACGACUCGCCUUCAGCAUGGCCCAAUCGCGCUGCUUCACGUCAAGCACUAUCUCCUUCUCCCACAAGACCGCUUGCCAGUCCUUCGUUGGACACUGAUGGGAAACUUCUACCACCCACUCCUCUAUUCGAGAUGCCUUCGCCGAGACCUCAAUCGGCACUCAAGCCUCAUAUCUGCACUCCCACGCCAAACGAGUUCCUACUGACAACUGGUACAUCGCCUGACGAUCCUGCAGUCGGCAUGUUUGUCAAUCUCGAUGGAGAUGUAGUCAGGGGCACAAUCCAGUUCGAAAGCUAUCCUGACUCAAUUGUUGUCGAUGGCCAAGCUUCUGUUUCUUCUAUGCCAACAAUGCCUGGAGACUUGUCUCAGGAAGGCUACGUGGUGGCUGUCGUCCGUCGUGAAAAGGAUGGUGUCAUCCAAAGGGUUGUCGAGUACCAACGUUGGGAUGUUGAUCCAGCAGACAACCUGUACCACAAAGACUACCUCACUCUGCCUGAUUCAGACAUGUCCAGAUCCAACAUGGCCUUGCGAGAGGCUACUACGGCCACCAAUCUUAGUCUACCCUCAGUCGGCAAAGCCCUGAGUCUAAGACGUCUGUAUCUUCACGUACCGACCCCUGAAGAGACCGAGUCUGAUGUCAAGCGCAACAAUGACGAAGACAAGUUGAUGGACCGCUUCUCGAAUGUUCAGAGCAAGGUUCUGCUAUUCGCGGCUGAUUCGAUCUGGUGGUUAGCGCGGAAUCCUCUGGUCGUGCAGCUCGAAACAAGGUUACGUGCUGCUGUUGAAACGUCGACCGAUGUGUUCAGCGUGAAUCGGAGUCAGGUCCAGGCUGUCCUCAACACUAUUCGUGGUCGGGAAGCCGCGAACGAGUUCGAAUUUCUCGGCUUCAACUACGUCCGCCAACAAGCCUCCUUACUAUUGUUGAUCGAUCUCAUCAUCAGAACCAACCAAGGUGUCGUUGCGUCUGAGCAGGACAAGCGUUCUACACACGAUGCUCUUGUCGAGGGAGAAAUUGAUCCUCGCAUUGUCUUGUCAAUCAUACCUGUGCUCUCGGAAGAGGUUGUUGAAGGUUCACAAGGUCUCUGGAUACCUGGUGGACUCAAAGAAGCCGUGGAUCAGUUUAAAGCACAAUAUCAUGCCGACUCGAUCAACCAAGAUCCUCAAGGUCCUUAUGGAGAUAAUUUGCUGCAAGUUUUGAAGCACUACCUUCAGUCAUGGCGAAGGAAGAAAGGCUUUGGCAGUAUCGCGGACGAGAAACAGGUCUUCCAUACAGUCGAUGGGGCAUUGCUGUCUCUGUUAUUGAUGCUCGAUAGUAACACAUUUCCGGGACCGGCAGCGCCCGGAUCGUUGAGAGCUGAGCUCAACGAUGUAGUCGAUCAGGGUGUCGAAUGCUUUGAUCGUGCAGUUGAGCUUCUUGAACAACAUAAGCGCCUCUACGUGCUAAGUCGACUGUAUCAAAGUCGCCGAAUGGUGGGGCAAGUCUUGUCCACCUGGCGUCGUAUCCUUGAGUCGUCCGAAGACAUUGGUGGUGAGCUGAUCGACGGUGAAUUGGAUGUGCGCAAAUAUGUUACAAGAAUCAAGGACGUCGAGCUUGUCAAGGAUUACGGUACUUGGCUCGCCAAUCGUAACCCUUCGCUGGGUGUGCAAAUCUUUGCAGAUGAGACUGCUAGAGUCAAGUUCACACCUGCUGAAGCUGUUGACCUGCUCAGGGAGCGCGCACCAGCGGCUGUCAAAGACUACCUGGAGCACCUGGUCUUUGGAAAGAACCAAAACCAAUACGCGAACGAUCUCAUCUACUUCUAUCUCGAUACCGUCACCGAAGCCAUUGCUGACCCUGCCACCUCGGCACGGGAUAUUUUACUCACGUCAUAUCACACUUACCGCGCUUUGCUGCCUCCAAAGCCUACAUACAGUCAAUUUAUUCUCGACAACAGUCUUCCAGACACUUGGUGGCAGAACCGAUUGCGACUUCUACAACUCAUCGGUGGUUCGUCUGUCUACGACGUUGAGGCACUGAGCAGCAGAUUGGAGUCGUAUUCAGAAGUCCUCGUGCCUGAAUUGAUCGUUCUCGACGCACGGAGACACGAACAUCAAAAAGCCCUCAAACUUCUCGUACACGGUCUAGCUGAUUUUGACACUGCUGUACGAUAUUGCCUUCUCGGUGGAAGCAGUAUAUUCCAUCCCGCCACUUCUUCGACGUCUAUUCCAUUGCCAUCCAAGGAAGAACAACAAGUCCUCUUCAUACAUCUUCUACACUGCUACCUCGAUCUCGAGGAUGAGCACCAGCGGCUAGAAAGAGUCUCUGAGUUACUCGAGCGCUUUGGAAGCUGGUUUGAUGUCGCUGAAGUGCUACCAUUGCUUUCUCCUUCCUGGCCGCUUGAUCACUUUUCAGCCUUCAUGGCAAGUGCAAUGGGCAGAUUGGUGUCUGAGAGAAACGAAACAGUAAUAGUCAGAGCAUUGGCUGGGGCUCAGAAUUUGAGGAUCGCGGUGGAUGUGGUGAGCAAGAUAGAAAAAGAAGGUGCCACAUGGGAAAGCGUCAAGAAGGAUAGUGGUAUUGCGUGAUGCUAUCCCACGCACCAAUCAGAAACUUUUGUCAGUGUACACUACUGUUGAGUCAGACCAGAGCUUGAAGAGCUUCAGCCUAGGGCAAGAAAGAGAAUAUACUUUGAUCAAAGAUCACUUUUCACAAGUCACCAGUCACGGGGCAGCAACAGUGCAACACGAACAUGGGACUAGAUCACAAUCACUCUACACAAAUUUUACACGAGAAGAAGUUUAAAAGGGAAAAAAAAAAUGGAACAUCAUUUGCGAGUUUAUUGUGAGUAAGCAAAGAAGACAACUUGAUAGAACAGGGUGAAAAAGGGUCAAAAGAAAAGCGAGAAAAACGGCCCCCCUUUAAGUAAACAUAACGCCAUCAGGGAAGCGAGAACACAACAAGCCUAAAAAAGUCAUGCCCAAACGAAAUAGAAAAAAAACUUGUAAAGCAACAUCCACAAAAGCCUUCCAUUUCCUUGCCAAAAAAGAUAAAACCAGUAUAAUCCAGCACACCCUCUCAGGAG